AUGUCUGUGCCCAACAAUCGCCUGUCAACCUACUCUGGUGCCUCAACUCCCACCGGAGUCCGUUCUGCAGCCCAGCAGUCGACGCAGGUAUCAACGACCACAUUGCUCAACGCACUACACACCAGCUACGCUUCGUCACGCCCCUAUCGCCUCGAUGCGAGCACAAGCCUGGUAGUGAACACUUGGCUUACUGCAUCCCACCCAAACGUUGACGGCCAACUGGGAGGUACGAUAGAUACGGAUUUGGCACAACAGGCAUGGGAGCAUGCUCGUCGACGGGCCGAGGAUGGCUGUAUCGUCCUGGCAUCCUUGCAUCACUCCACACCCUCCAUUCUUUCGCCAUUCAUAUCUGCCAUUCCCCUUGCGGUACCAUCUUCUCUCCAUACCGCUCUGGCAGUGCUCAGGCCCUUUACCUAUUGCGUGACGCCCUACAAUCCAGCCACUCCAAGGCAUGCAGCACUUGCAGCUACAUUCAGUCUUACACUUGCUGGCAACGUCAGCUCGGCAUCCCUCUCACUUUCACACUCGGGACUCAACAUCGCCAAGGGCCUUCUCGAUCUACCGCAAGAAUCAGGCUUUCGAGCUUUUGACGUAUUCUACUACCUCCUUACAUCUGCAUCAACUCCAGCUGAAAGAGAAUUUCUGAGCCUGAAACACCCAUCAACCUACGCAUUGCUGAACGGAUCUGGCACAUACGAGCCACCAACCUAUUUGCCUGCAGCCGAUGAUACGGCUUCCGCUGAAGACUUCCGGUCUUCUUUGAAGGCAAUUGGGAUCAAAGGGUCGGCUCACCGGAGUUUGAUUUCCACUCUUGCGGGGCUCCUUAAACUUGGAGAAACCGUGGGCCUUCUCAUUGAUCAAGAAGAUCUGGAAGACAUCUGCGAAGAUGUUAGCGGUCUUCUUGGCCUUGAGCCCGAAGUCCUUAUGCACAGAUGCAAUACAGACGAACGCGAAAUUUUGAUUUCAGGAAUAUAUGAAGCUUUAGUCGAUUGGGUUCUGUUGAAAGCUAAUAAGGCAAUCUCUGCAGAGGUACAAAGAAUGAAAGAAGGAGAUGAGUCUAGUGAGAGCGGCAAUGAUAGAGUGGGCGCUCGAACACCUAGGACGGAUGAGGAUAACGGCGAUACUGUCAACAUCACCGUGGUAGAAAUUCCAGGGCAAGACCUUGGCAAAGCCGUCGCGCUUCGUGGGGUCUUUGACGAUAAUCUGGGUAUCAACGCCGAAAUGAAACAGGAUGGAAUCGACGUGAUAUCGCCCGGUUCAUCUGUCGUCAAAGACAUGCAGAACGCCGUUUCAGAAGUAGGCGCAGACCUUGGGCUCACCCACGGUCCAGUCAGCAGAGAUCGAGCUUUAGAGCGAGAACGCCAGGAAGAGGUGUUGGAAAAAGUAGGGGCAGAAGCGGAAAUGGGCGGCUUCUUGCGAAACAUACUGUACCCAACCGACGGGCAAGGCGUCAGAGGUGACAUGGAAGCGCGUAUGGACCUUCCGGUUGUACUCGACAGCAGCAGAAUAUGGUACCAUUUGUCCCUGCACCCCACCGAUGAAUCGCUAGCCAGUCUAGGCAAUUUGGCAUCUACAACUUCAGCCUGGUCAGCGGGUACAGUGUCGAAGCAGCUUCGAACCUGGAGACUUCCGGAGUGGGCCAACUACCGCAACAAAAACCUGGACUUCACCGCCGAUUUUGACAUUGAUGAGUUCUACACUCGAUACUCCCGACUUGGAUGUCAGGAGGGCCGGGAUGGAGUCGAGAGCUGGAUCUUGGAACGUGGGUGGAGUAAUGGCGAGGUAGUUGUAGGACACGAGCGUGUCUGGAUUCGCGAAGGACCAUGGUGGGAGGCCGAAAGUAUGCUCGAUCUCAAGCCCGCCGAAACAUCCACUUACGGGCAGCCUCACUUCGGCAUCAUGGGUGGUGGCGGCAUGGAAAGUGGGUACUCUGCCACGACCCCUGGGCCCAAUGAGGGCGGGUUCUUUCCACCCGCGGGUGAGGACUAUGGAAGCCGGGAUAAUCUGUUGCAACGGCAGCAGAGCGUAGCAACUAUGCCUCAAGCCACCAUGGGUGUAGCAAAGUCCAUUGCCCCAACUAUGACCCGCACCGUUAAUACAAUGCCCGGCGAUUACGGCUUAGGCGCCAAAGGGGACUAUAAGAAGGGACAAGUCACAUACUACAACGAUGAUAUUGGAGAGUUCACUGGUGGCUUGGAUCCCGAGCUGGCCGAGCCGAAGGCCAUCUCUUCUGAGCCUGUCGAUAAGUCUCGUCGGCUUUGGGUCGCAUUGGUUUGGGCUUUGACCUUCUGGAUCCCUUCAUUCACGCUCCGAUAUCUCGGCCGAAUGAAGCGACCUGACGUUCGAUUUGCUUGGAGAGAAAAAGUUGUUCUGAUGCUGCUGAUCUUCUUACUCAAUGCAACGGUCAUUUUCUGGAUCGUCGAAUUUGGCAAUCUUCUAUGCCCUAACCUUCACAAGGUUUGGAAUCAGAAAGAGGUCGGGUAUCAUCAAGCUGAAAACGAUUUCUGGGUCAGUGUCCACGGCAAGGUUUACGACAUAACGAAAUUUGCAAAGAUUACACACGGAGACAUUGAACCUCUUGCCACCCAAGCCAUGAUGCAGCCUUUCGCCGGAUUGAAUCUGGAUGAGUACUUCCCACCACCUCUAUCAAAAGCCUGCAGCUACCUGGUCACCGAUGAAGCCACAAGAUUGCUUGCGAACACUACCGUUCUAUAUCCUCAGGGGGUUCAUACAUCUGGUCCCCUUUAUCAAACGAACAACAACACAAAAUUGCACAGUAUCGACUGGUACAGCGACACAUUUCUUCCAAAGAUACAAGAAUACUACAAGGGUGAUCUCGUAACUACAAAGGGGUCUAUCAGUUCACAAGGUUCUAACCGCGAAUGGGUCAUCUUGAACGGAAAGAUAUAUGACCUGACAGACUAUUUCUACACUAAACAGACUGAGGGGAACAUCGCAAUGUAUUCUUGGAUUCCUGACGAGGUAUCAGAUCUGAUUCAACAGAAUGCUGGCAGCGACAUCACAAGCCAGUGGAAAGACAACAACCCCGACUACGAGAAGACUUUGAACUGCAUGGAAAAUGCUUUCUAUGAAGGGAUACCGGAUUUUAGAGACACCGCAAGAUGUCAGGUCAACAAUUACCUCUUGCUUGCUUUUACCAUUGUUCUUUGCGCCGUCAUUCUCACCAAAUUUCUGUCUGCACUGCAGUUUGGUUCCAGACGCAGACCAGCAGCCCAGGACAAAUUUGUAAUUUGUCAGGUCCCAGCUUAUACGGAAGGCGAAGAUCAGCUACGCAAAGCUCUUGAUUCAUUGACAGCCCUCCAAUACGACAACAAGAGGAAGCUGAUAUGCGUCAUGUGUGACGGGAUGAUUGUGGGAGGCGGUAAUGACAGGCCAACUCCAAAGAUUGUACUCGAUAUCCUCGGCGUUGAUCCAAAAAUUGACCCUCCCGCACUUCCGUUCAAAGCUGUUGGACAAGGCAAUGAGCAACUUAAUUACGGCAAAGUCUACUCUGGUCUGUACGAGUAUGAGGGAAAUGUGGUACCAUAUAUCGUUGUGGUGAAGGUCGGCAAGGAGUCCGAACAGACAAAAUCAAAACCUGGAAAUCGGGGGAAACGAGACUCACAGAUUCUGCUUCUUAGCUUCCUCAAUCGUGUCCACCAUCGCUCACUAAUGUCACCACUCGAGCUCGAAAUGUUCCAUCAAAUCAACAACAUUAUCGGCGUGGAUCCUGAGCUAUACGAGUACCUUUUCAUGGUUGAUGCAGAUACUAGCGUCAAGGAAGACUCACUGAAUCGGCUUGUAGCAAGCUGCGCCAAUGAUGCGAAAAUCGCAGGCAUUUGUGGCGAAACAAGCUUGGAGAACGAGGAACGAAGUUGGUGGACCAUGAUACAAGUCUACGAGUACUAUAUAUCCCAUCAUCUGGCAAAGGCAUUCGAGUCGUUGUUCGGUUCGGUAACUUGUUUGCCCGGAUGUUUCUGCAUGUACCGACUUCGAACAGCGGACAAGGGUCGCCCAUUGAUCAUCUCCGACAAAGUCAUCAAUGAUUACAAUACCUGCAAUGUGGACACACUGCACAAGAAGAAUCUCCUGUCCUUGGGAGAAGACAGAUAUCUUACAACGAUCAUGACGAAACAUUUUCCAUCAAUGUCGUUCAAAUUUGUACCAGACGCUUACGCUAAAACCGCAGCGCCGGAGACGUGGGGUGUUCUCCUGUCUCAAAGACGACGUUGGAUCAAUUCCACAAUUCACAACCUGGCCGAGCUUGUCUGGCUCAAAGAUCUUUGUGGGUUUUGCUGCUUUAGUAUGCGAUUUGUUGUCUUCAUCGACCUUUUCGGAACCAUCAUCCUUCCUGCUACCUGCGGGUAUCUAGGAUAUCUAAUAUACCGUGUUGCGAGCCAUACCGGUCAAUUUCCACUAAUUUCGCUCGUCAUCUUAGGAUGCGUGUAUGGCCUUCAGGCGAUCAUAUUCCUAAUCAAAAGACAAUGGCAACACAUUGGGUGGAUGAUUAUUUACCUCCUCGCGUUCCCAAUCUACUCUUUCGUGCUUCCGAUAUAUUCAUUUUGGAACCAAGACAAUUUUACCUGGGGAAACACUAGGAUCGUUCUUGGCGAGAAAGGCAACAAGCAGAUUGUGGCCCUUGAAGAUGAAGGGUUCGAUCCUCGAAGCGUCCCACUUCAGAGAUGGGAUGAUUACGCAGCGACGAACAACCUACCAGGUCGUCGCGGCAUGGCAGGCAUCAUGGAGAAGAGCUAUGAGGACGAAUUUGCAAACAAUGGCUUUGAGAUGGACGACAUCCACUCGGUGUACUCGUCCGCUAAGCCUGCUUCCACCGUACUCACUGGGUUCCAAAACGCACCGCCUGCAUACAUGCCACCUCAUUCGCCUGCAGCUUUCGGGCAUCCGAACAGACAAUCCAUGUAUUCGUCCACUCCUUACAAGGACCAACCGCAGUAUUCACGUCCGCAUUCGAGACUGCAAUCAGUGACAGGUAUGAGCGAUCAUUACCAGGACCAUCCAUACCAGAGGAUGAGCAUGCCAAGCACAGACAAUCUCAUUGCUAUGCAAUCACCGCCACUACGGCAGAAUCGAAGCCCACUUGGAUAUGGGAGCAGGCCUGUGAGCACCGUGGACUUCCGGGGAACGUACAGCGGCCCCGACGACGGUGCGAUCGUCGAGGCUGUACAGAGCUGUCUCGCAGAGGUGGACUUGGACAACGUGACGAAGAAACAAGUGCGCGCAUUAGUUGAGCAGCGAUUGCAGACAGAAUUGACGGGGGAGAAGAGAGCGUUCAUGGACCAGCAGAUUGAUGCUGAGUUGGCGAAUAUGUAA
This is a messenger RNA of Letharia columbiana, 5331 nucleotides long. RefSeq lists its product as uncharacterized. The coding region runs from base 1 to 5331 and encodes 1776 amino acids. Lineage: Eukaryota; Fungi; Ascomycota; Lecanoromycetes; Lecanorales; Parmeliaceae. The record is from RefSeq and is a predicted model, not a curated record. Gene Ontology annotation, cellular component: cell periphery; myosin complex; cell septum. The transcript has 2 exons. Gene Ontology annotation, molecular function: cytoskeletal motor activity; chitin synthase activity; ATP binding.